AUGAAAAUAAUAGAAGUAAUAAAAAUAAUAAAAGUAAUCAAGAUAAGAGUAAUAAGACAGAACAAGAUAAGAGUAAUAGAAAUAAUAAAAGCAGUAAAAAUAAACAAGAUAAAAGUAAUGAAA
Racocetra persica is the source of this 123-nucleotide messenger RNA. The record is from the annotation of a GenBank genome assembly. Lineage: Eukaryota; Fungi; Glomeromycota; Glomeromycetes; Diversisporales; Gigasporaceae.